This is a messenger RNA of Magnolia sinica, 1809 nucleotides long. RefSeq lists its product as uncharacterized. Gene Ontology annotation, molecular function: phosphate transmembrane transporter activity. Gene Ontology annotation, cellular component: membrane. The coding region runs from base 1 to 1809 and encodes 602 amino acids. The record is from RefSeq and is a predicted model, not a curated record. NCBI's taxonomy places the organism in Eukaryota, Viridiplantae, Streptophyta, Magnoliopsida, Magnoliales, Magnoliaceae. The transcript is spliced from 11 exons. Gene Ontology annotation, biological process: phosphate ion transmembrane transport.
AUGGCGACCAAAAAUGGAAAAAUCCCAAUUGAUCUAAGCAUCCGAAUCGUUAGAAAUUGGGAGGAUACUUACCGAUGGAUCCCCAUCAUCGGAUCUUUCAUUGCAUUUGCUACCGCAUUCUCUACUGGGGCCAACAGUCUUCCAAAUCCGUUUUCGACAUCGGUGGGGUCCGGUGCUUUGACACUUUUUCAGGCUUCGAUGGCGGCAUGUGUGAUCAAUGUGCCCGGGGCCACCUUUGCAAGCAACAGCACCAUUGAUACAAUGUUUGCAGAUUUCCUGGAAGAGAAUCAACCCAAUGAAGGUUUCUUGAUGUUGAGUUUGCUAGUCGUUCUGAUCACAUCAGUAAUCUGGCUUACUCUUGCGACGUUCUUGGAAUUACCGGUUUCAUCUCAACAAUCGAUGCAGAGUGCUCUCUUAGGAACCAUGCUUGUUACCAAAGGAGUUGAUUUCUUGUCCAUUAAAAACAAGGAUAAAAACCAGAUUUUCAAUGGUAUAGGCUUCGUUCGCAUCAUUCUCGAAUGGAUAGUUGCUCCGCCAAUCGCUGGCCUGAUCGCCUUUUGCUUGUUCGGGUUCAUGAAGGUUUUCGUUCUUCGCCAGGAAAAUGCAGAGAAAAGAAUCCUCAUAUUCCUGCCUAUCUGCUUUGGAAUAUCAGCUGGCUUGCUCUGCUUCUUUCUCAUGUUUCAGGUUAUUCCACUUGUUGUAGACAUUGGAAGAUGGGAGGCUAUACUUGCUGUUUCAUUAGCUACCUUGACUGCAGCUCUAUUAUCAGUGAUUGUGGUGGUUCCAUUAGCUAGGAAAAGAUUCGAUAGUGCAGAGAAAGCUAGCAUCAACAAAAGAAAUGAAUCUUGUAAGCACCAUUCUGCUAAAAACCUCGAUCUGUCCCCCAACAAGAGAAUAGAUGAAGAAGAGAAUUUCGAAGAUGCUUUGAAAGAGUACAUGGAAAUGAGAGUUCUUGAUACUGUUUAUGAAGAAGAUGAGAGGAGUUGCGCGUCACCGCCGAUAAUGCUGGAGCCCAACCAAGCUCCAACAAUGCCUUCUUCAUUUGUGGCCUCGUCACAGUCCGCUCCCUUCAAGCAGCUUCUUGAAUUGACGCCGAACCAGCUUGUUCAAUCAAGAGAUUUCCAGAGGAUCGACAGAACAACACCGCCACCGCAGAGGGAGAAUUUCUCCAAGUUCUGGAGAAAGAUGAAAGUUUCCACCUUUUCAACUUGCAUUGAGUACGGUCAACGUACGCUCAUUCGACAUUCUCUGGCUGAAAAAUUCGAUGAGAAGAUUGAAGAUAUGUUGGGAUUUCCACACCUUCUAGCUGCGUGCAUUUUCGCCCUCAUUCAAUCUGCGAACGAGAUAGCUGCGGUAGUGGGUCCAUAUCAAGCUAUUAUUGAUAUAUUCAGCCACAGAAAAAACUAUUCUGGAAACGGCGAAGAUUUGGGUCCCAUUCAAGUGGUCUGGUGGUUUAGAGCCAUCGGAGGAUUCAGCGCGUCGAUGGGAUUCUUGCUGUGUGGUCGGCGGUUGAUCCAAUGCCUUGGUGGGAAGCUAACGUAUGUAAGCAAUUCAAGAGGAUUUAGCUCACUGCUCUGCUCCGUGGCCACCACCAUUAUAGUGGCUAGGAUGAAGCUCCCAGUCUCGAGUACCCACUCUUUCGUUGGAUCUCUGAUUGGAGUUGGGAUUGCUGAUGAUCCAAGAAAUGUGAAUUGGAAGCUCUUCCUGAAAUUCAUAUGUGGGUGGCUUGGGACCAUAUUGUUUUGUUGCGGAGUUGCUUCUGCCAUUUACUCAUUUACCAUAUACACUCCUGCUUACGUAGUGCCUUGA